AUGUUACCACAAGAAGAAUCACUCGCUAUUCUUGCUGAAUUUCUUCGUGUACAUUAUUGUGAAAGAGUGAAUGGAAUUUCCAUUGAUACCAUUGUCGAAUUAGGUCGUGUGGUACUCCAAGCAAAUACUUUUGUCUAUGGUAACAAAUUUUAUCGACAAAUUAUUGGUGGUGCUAUGGGAUCAGCAUUUACUUUAACAUUACCAAAUAUCUUCAUGUGGAAAUGGGAAAGACAAACUAUUUUACCAAAAUUAGGUUCUCGUGAGAUAUAUGGCCGAUAUAUUGAUAAUGUUUUCUUUAAAUCGAACGAAUCCGAAGACAAAGUCAAAGAAUUAUUAGAAGCUGCAAAUAAUUUUCAUCCAAAUAUUAAAUUAGAAUAUCAUAUUGGUAAAAGUAUUCCAUUCCUCGAUGUUGUGGUUAAGAACAACAAUGGUAUUCUGGCAUCAUCGGUCUAUCAUAAACCUUCGACUCAACCAACAGUAGUAUCAUUUUUAUCGGAUCAUCCGCGAUAUGUAUUUCGAAAUGUGAUUCAUACAGCUCUCACUGGAGCGGUGCGAUAUUCAUCAUCAUUUGAAGUAUUUAAUAAUGAACGGCGUGUCAUUCGUUUAAUGUUCUUAUAUAAUAGAUUAGUUGUUGGUUUUCGAAAUAAUCCAAACAUUGAAUUCGAACUUUCACGUAAACGACCAUCGUCAUCCGUAUUGAAAGAUCCAUUAAGAAAGAAAGGUUUGGCAAGCAAAACACUAUCCCUUCCUAUCGAUAUGGAAACCAGUUCUGAUCCGACAUUAUUAUUACCGGAUUAUUUAAAACUAUCGGAUAGCAAGUUUACACAAAUGUUAUUAACAUCAACAUCAAAUAUUAUGAAUCAAGAUGAACUUAUUGAAUCAGAAAGACAUAUUACUAUUUAUUCGUCAUCUUACACAACUCGUCAAUAA
Molecule: messenger RNA, 930 nt
Organism: Rotaria sordida
Lineage: Eukaryota; Metazoa; Rotifera; Eurotatoria; Philodinida; Philodinidae
Source: the annotation of a GenBank genome assembly